Molecule: messenger RNA, 1455 nt
Organism: Erythranthe guttata (spotted monkey flower)
Lineage: Eukaryota; Viridiplantae; Streptophyta; Magnoliopsida; Lamiales; Phrymaceae
Source: RefSeq, a predicted model, not a curated record
UUCAGUAGUAUAAAUAACAGUGGGUGCACUUUUCUCCUACAGCAGCUCUCCCAACAAACAACACCAGCGAAAUCUUAAGACAGGAACAAUCAUCAUCGUACCCCCAGUUCUCAUUUUCAGAUCUCAUCAAUUCUUUGUCCGAACAACAACAAGCACAAACAAGAAUUCUUUUUUUUUUUUGAGUAGUUGUUGAUAGCAAUGGAAAAAUGCACGCCGGUGAGGAAGCCCCAUACUUCGACGGCAGAUCUACUCACGUGGUCGGAGAAUCCGCCGGAAUAUUCCCCUGCACCCGCUUCCUCUGCCCGCUCUCACCAGCCGUCGGAUGGGAUUAGCAAGGUGGUGUUUGGUGGGCAGGUUACUGAUGAAGAAGUUGAGAGCUUGAAUAAAAGAAAGCCGUGUUCGGACUAUAAAAUGAAGGAAAUGAGUGGCAGUGGUAUUUUCAAAGGCAAAGGAGAAAAUGGAACAUUGGAAAGUGAGGAUGAUGACGGUGAGACCCCAGUCAACAAAACUGGUUUGCGUAUGUACCAGCAAGCAUUGGGUGGAAUGAGCAACAUUUCUUUCAGUGAAGAAGGAACUGUUUCUCCGAAGAAGCCGUCCACUCUGCCUGAAGUUGCCAAACAGAGGGAGUUAAGUGGAAAUCUCGACACCGAGUACGAGUCGAAAUUGAACAAACAAAUUUCCAUGGCGAAAAACAAGGAACUCAGUGGCAACGAUAUCUUCGCUCCGCCACCCGAAAUUCAGCCCCGCCCUUUGACCGCUCGGGCUCUGGCUUUAAGAGAAAGCAUAACCAUCGGAGAACCCACUUCGCACAACAGCAACGGUGUUUCGAGCGAAGAACCUGCGAUUAAGACAGCAAAGAAGAUUCCGAACCAGAAAUUUACGGAGCUUUCGGGGAAUAAUAUAUUUAAGGGAGACGCACCUCCUUCGUCUGCCGAAAAGCCGCUGAGCUCGGCAAAAUUGAGGGAAAUGAGCGGAAGCAAUAUUUUCGCUGAUGGGAAAGUGGAGUCGCGCGAUUUCUUAGGAGGGGUACGCAAACCUCCCGGUGGAGAAAGCAGCAUUGCCCUCGUGUAACUUUUGUUAGGAUUUUCUAACUAAAAAAAAUUUGUUUCACUUGUUAAUUCGCGUCGUUUAUUUAUCUUAUUUAGUUGGGAUUUGUUGUUUUAUCAUAUACAUAUGAUUUGACUUGGUUUGUGGGGGGCUUUUGGUGUGUCCUAGGUUUGAUUAACAUGUCCUAAAGUUACCAACAUUUGGCUAAUUGAAUUGAAUGUUCAUAUUACUUUGUGAUUUAGUUUUAAUGUUUAUGAAGAGCUCGAGCUUGAGCUCGACGGGUAAUCUUUUGUUAAGAUUAGGCCUUUCUACUGUGUGUUUAUUUUUUUUUUCUUUCGGGAAUUUGUUUUUAUUGAUGACAUGUAUGAGAAGUUCGUUUCUGGUUUAUUAUCUAUAAAUUUGGACUUG